AGGGGAUCAUUACAUCGUCAAUAAGCUACAAUGGCCUCCUCCAAAGUCUGGUUUAUAACGGGGACGUCCUCAGGAUUCGGAAGGUCUAUGACAGAGUAUGCACUCAGCCAAGGCGACAUCGUAGUAGCGACCCUCCGCAAACCAGAAGUCCUAUCCGAUCUCACAGCCCGAUACUCAGCAGACAAGCUCCUCGUACUCAAAGUCGAUGUUACAAAGCAAGAGGACAUCGGCGAAGCAUUCGCGCGCACACGUUCAGCGUUCGGACGGCUGGACGUAGUGUUCAACAAUGCCGGAUGUGGAGUUUUCGCCGAAAUCGAAAGCACGCCUGAUGAUGAAGCGCGUGAGCUUUUCGAGACAAAUUUUUGGGGCGCGGCGAAUGUUAGUCGUGCUGCUGUGAAGUUUUUUAGGGAGGUAAACCAACCAGGCAAGAAAGGGAUACUUCUUCAAGUCAGUUCGGCUACUGGGUUUCACACAUCUCCUAUGUGUGGUUAUUAUAGUGCGUCAAAACACGGUGGGAAUCUUGAUGCGAGGAAAGUGGAAAGUGCUGAUGGUUAA
Messenger RNA from Suillus bovinus, 555 nucleotides. RefSeq lists its product as uncharacterized. The record is from RefSeq and is a predicted model, not a curated record. NCBI's taxonomy places the organism in Eukaryota, Fungi, Basidiomycota, Agaricomycetes, Boletales, Suillaceae. The transcript has 3 exons. Bases 31 to 555 code for a protein of 174 amino acids.